This is a messenger RNA of Rhopalosiphum padi (bird cherry-oat aphid), 2110 nucleotides long. RefSeq names its product tigger transposable element-derived protein 6-like. Lineage: Eukaryota; Metazoa; Arthropoda; Insecta; Hemiptera; Aphididae. Gene Ontology annotation, molecular function: DNA binding. The record is from RefSeq and is a predicted model, not a curated record. The coding region runs from base 395 to 1897 and encodes 500 amino acids. The transcript has a single exon. Gene Ontology annotation, cellular component: nucleus.
UAAAACCUCGCUAAAACGGAACUUCGGUAAGACGGAAACCCCGGUAUUACGGAAUAUUUGUUUGGUCCCGUUUCAAAUUACAUAUAAUUUUAUCCCGCUAAGACGGAAACCUCGCCAAGCCGGAAACGGACACGUUUUUGUAAUGAAAGUUGAUGAAAACCCUCGCUAAGACGGAAAUAUAACACGAUUUUCGUGUAAUAAAUUUAUUUUCGUACUGUCGAUACCCAUAGAUAAUCGAUAUACGAGCGCGUACGAUGACAUUAAAAACUAAUAAAAUUGAUAUGUAUACACUACCUAUACAAUAUUAUUAUCUGAGUUGCUUGGUUCAGUAUCAAAUCGUAUAUCGUUACGUUCGUGUCGUUUGCGUCGUUGCGUUUUCCGUCUAUCGUUUAAAAUGUCGAAAAAAACAACUCUUACGCUAUCGGAUAAAAUAAAAUUAAUCGAGUUAAAGCAACAUGAAAAUCUUUCAGUGAAGGAACUUAUGGUGAAAUUUAAGUGUGGAAAAACGCAAGUUUAUGAGGCAAUAAAAAAUAAAGACAAACUAAUGGAACAGUGGGUGAGUUGUAAAAAUUCUGGUAAAAGUAAAAGAGUGGUGUCGGUGGGAUAUGAACAAGUUGAACGAGAUUUAUACAGGUGGUUCAUCAAUUGUCGGUCGAAAAGUUUGCCCAUCUCUGGACCUAUUAUACAAACAGAGGCCACUAAAUUAGCAGAAAAACUCGGAAUUAGUGAUUUUAAAGCUUCAAACGGUUGGCUUGACCGGUUCAAACGACGGCACAAUAUCGUCUGCAAAAAAAUCAAUGGAGAAGCAAAUGACGUAAAUCAAGAUACAGUUGAAAAUUGGAAACGCAAACUCUUAGUUCUCAUUAAAGGGUAUGAAGCUAAAGACAUUUAUAAUGCCGACGAAACUGGUCUUUUUUUUAGAGGGAUCCCUACCAAGUCUUUAGUAAUAAAGGGCGAUGCGUGUGUUGGUGGUAAAAAAUCUAAGGAUAGGUUAACUGUAUUAAUGUGUGGGAGCAUGGCAGGUGAAAUCAGGAAACCUCUUGUUAUAGGCAAAUCCAUGAAACCUCGUUGUUUUAAGAAUAUGAAUAUUGCUUUGUUACCUGUGACUUGGAAAUCUAACAAGAAGGCUUGGAUGACGGCUGAAAUAAUGGAACAGUGGUUGCAAUAUUUCAAUGCAGAUAUGCGAUCACAGAACAGAAAUAUUUUAUUAUUUUUGGACAAUGUGACAUGUCAUCCUUACAUUGAACUGUCUAACGUGAAAAUUCAUAUGCUACCCCCGAACACCACUUCGGUUUCUCAACCGAUGGACCAAGGAGUUAUUUACACCUUUAAGUCGUACUAUCGUAAAUUUAUGCUACAGUCGCUUGUGUGCAAAAUUGAUAGUUCUACUUCGGUUCACCAGCUUGCUACUUCGAUAACUGUGUUAGACGCUGUAAAUUGGAUUUCUUUAUCGUGCAAUAGUUUAAAAAAUGAAUGUGUACAAAAUUGUUUCCGUAAAGCUGGAUUCUUGAUUGAUGGAUUGGACGUGAAUCCCAAUGAGAAUGCCCUGACUGAAAUUCAAGAUAUCUUUGCUGCACUUGAUUUUGACCAAGAACAAUUUCUGCACAUUGAUGACCAACUUGAGACGCAGCAAACCCAUGAUUCGGCUAUAUCCAUGGUUGAGAAUGAAAGUGAAAAAGACGAAGACAACGACGAAAACCAAUAUGAAGAACCAGAAAAUAUGGUAAAAGAUUACAAAACUGCUAUCUGCUACCUCCAGGAACUACAAAAAUUUUCCCUCACAGUGUCUAACGGUGAGCUUUUGGAUUUGAUUUCGAGAGCCAAGGAGUGUGUGGAACGUGACGCCUUACAAAAUAAAAAGCAAAAAUCAAUAACCGAUUUUUUUCAAAAAAUAUAAUUAUGUAUUUAUUAAUGUAUACUGGCUAAAAAUAAAUACGUAAUAAAUAAAAUAUAUAGAUGAAUAAGUAUAAAUAUAAAAUUAAAUUAAAAAUAUAAAUUGUACGUAUUAUGUAUCAACUGGUUUAAAAUAAAUAUACAUAUAUGUAAUCUUUAAUUUUAUUAAAUUAAAUUUUUUGAACCCCGUCAAGACGGAAACCCCGUCAAGACGGAA